This is a messenger RNA of Merops nubicus (carmine bee-eater), 523 nucleotides long. RefSeq names its product splicing factor 3A subunit 2-like. The transcript has a single exon. The annotation marks the transcript as partial. The record is from RefSeq and is a predicted model, not a curated record. NCBI's taxonomy places the organism in Eukaryota, Metazoa, Chordata, Aves, Coraciiformes, Meropidae.
GUCACAUCCCCGCUGUCCCGGGGUACAUCCCCGCUGUCCCAGGUACAUCCCCGCUGUCACGGGGUACAUCCCCCUUGUCUCAGGGCACAUCCCUGCUGUCCCGGGGUACAUCCCCCCUGUCUCAGGGCACAUCCCACCUGUCCCAGGGUACAUCCCCGCUGUCCCAGGUACAUCCCCGCUGUCCCGGGGCGCAUCCCCGCUGUCCCAGGAUAUAUCCCCACUGUCCCAGGGUACAUCCCCGCUGUCCCAGGGCACAUCCCCGCUGUCCCAGGAUAUAUCCCCCCUGUGCCAGGGUACAUCCCCGCUGUCCCCCCUGCUCCACCCGCUUUGCGCUUCCCUCUCGGCCCCUGCGGGUGGAGCUGACGCUCUGCUCAGCCGCUUCCCGCUGCCGCCGGAGCCGAGAAAGCCCUUUUCCAAGCGUGAAAAAGUACCACCUCCUCUGUCCUUUACCCCCAACCCAAAAUGCACAGGGAGACCCGAGCUACAUCCUUCCAAAAAGCAGGUUUUGCCUCCUUUCACUUAG